CUUUAUUCUUCGCAGAAAAAAAAAGUUGGCUGUAACCAAGUACCGAGUCGUUUAUUUCUCUUUAGCAUAUAUUCUUUCCUUCGACUAUCUCUACGUGGGAGCCUGUUUCGUUUGCAUAUAGUUUUGGUUUUCAUGCCCAACGUUGAAUGGAGUAACCAAUGACCGUUGAAGACCAUGUUGCUCAUCAGGGUGACGGCCCCACAUCAUCGGGAGUGGCUGUUUUCUUUCCAUUUCCCAUUGCGAGUCAAAGUUUACGUACAGCCAAGGAAUGGUACAGUUACCCAGGUCGCGGUGUUGUGGCCGUUGGCAUCCACCAUCCGUCGCUGCACUUGGCCAUCCCCGCUACGUCCUCACCAUCCAUAGUUCUUCGAAAAACAUACUCUGCACCACCCACCUUUGGCGUAUCCGACCGUGCAACUACCCCACCUCCUGGUAUCAGAGACCCACAUCCAGUCACCCUUCCAUCCAGCAGGUCCGAGCAUUCACUCCUGGACAAUGGCCUUUCCUCUUCCACCGACCGUCUUUGUUCACCAAAAAAUGAACCAACCGACUUGCUGCCACGUCGUUUUGACAAAUCAAUUGCAGCCGAGGCUCCAAAGGCUCAAUGUGCAGAACCACCCGAGUUACCGGAUGCAGUACCAGUCUUGGAUGACAGUGACGACGCAGCUGGCAUGGUGACCGAACCGUUGCUUUGCUCUCCUCAGACUCCAGACGACCAACAUGACAUUGCUGCAACUGCUAAAUUUACCAAUGAUACCACAUGCUUACACAUCGCGACGUCUUCUGAUGUAUCCCCAUUGACUGAUAUAGCAAGUCGUCUUACCACUGUGUACGAGUCAAGCGAAGAAAAGGGAAUCACAGAGGAACCGAUAGUUACCACAGAUGAUGUAAAGCAAGAAGAAAAAAACACAAACCUGCCGAUCCAGCAAGAAAAUGCACAAAUACCAACUGAUACUCUGACGCCAGAAGAAAAGGAACCUGAGGAACCUGUCACUUUUUCGCAACCAGACGCAGCGACAUCAACUGAUGCUGUCACGCCAGCUCCAGUGAUUCCCCAAGAAAGUAAUGUCGUAAACACAGCAACACCGACGGAUACUGUCAUGCCAUCUCCAUUGAUCUCAAAAGAAAUUAAAAUGGACGCUCUCUUGCCACAAAAUCAGACAGCUUCCAAGGAUGCCCUCAUGUCGAUGCCAACCGAGCAAAAGAAGGCUGUCGAUUUUCCGCAACAGGAAGUGCGCAGCGUGUCAAUUGCGGCGGCGAAUAGCACAGAUCGAGUAUCGGAUAAAGUCGAUUCACUACGAGAGGAUGGUCCAGGAAUAGUACAGCAAGAGACAACCGAGCAAGUGUCAUACAAAAUCGAAUGCAAACGUGAUCCUUCUUCUCCAAACAAUGCCGACAAUGCAGCAGCAGCAGCGGUGGCGGCAUGUGACACGACCGAAAAGGUAAAGAAUGAAAUUGAACUUGCGGGCGACGCGACGGAGAGGGUGGAGGAUCCAGGGAUGCAUUCCUUUUUCACACAGCGAAACGGAUUGUCCAAUUCCAUUUUCGAUCCCACCACCAUUGGUUUACCAUCUGAAGUGAAAAAUCGGGACCGUUCACAGGACUAUCAAGACGACCAGUCACGCCAAAUGAGGAGCCACGAUCGAAUCACCACAGCGCGUACGCCUUCAUCGCCCUCGUCUUCCAGUCCCCCUAAAAGACCCUCUCGAUUGCCUAUACGCAAAUCGAGUUCUAUCUCUCUGAUUCCUCAAACUGGCGUGGCUAAGGCAGAAGGAAGCUCUCCGUUAACGGCUUCACCGAUACCCCCUUCUUGUUCCGCCAGCGCGACAUUGCCCAUGAAAGGAUCUGCUUCGGCCCAUGGCGAUACCAAAGGUGAUGGCAAGAUCCCUCUUGUGCGCGGUAAACUGGCCGGUCACAAUGCGGUGCGCAAGACGAAUGCAAGUGCUUCUGGGAUUCCACGCAUGACGGGUCACGGUACGACGACCAAGACGACCAAGACGGCGAAAGCGACAAAAAGUACUCCUGUGACGUCCAUGUCCAAACCAGCAAGUGCCAAACCCCAUGGUCCCCUCAGCCAGAAGGUAGGGAUGAAGCCAACUGAGACUAAACACGAAGAAGAUGAAGAUGAACCUCCUAGAAAAUUAUCCAUCAAAGAGAAACGGGCACGUCAAGCGAAACGAGCUGAACAACUGAAAUUUUGGCGUGUGAGAGAAGAACGGGAAGCUCGACAAGCCCGUUCGGCCGCUCGACAACGCUCCAUAGCCACGGCUAGCGAUCCCUACAAAUCAGAAACCGAAUUACCGUCGUCUACGUCUACGUCUUCGUCUACUUCCAGACGAGGCGUCACUUUCAAUCUUAAACGCAAUCGUAUCAUAGAAAUCGCACAUCCUGUUCCCAAUAAUCCAUCAUCCUCCAAUGCAGCAUCAUAAAAAGCAACCUAAUAAAAUUGAAGAAUACCAAUGCACA
Messenger RNA from Radiomyces spectabilis, 2466 nucleotides. RefSeq lists its product as uncharacterized. The transcript is spliced from 2 exons. The record is from RefSeq and is a predicted model, not a curated record. Bases 159 to 2429 code for a protein of 756 amino acids. NCBI's taxonomy places the organism in Eukaryota, Fungi, Mucoromycota, Mucoromycetes, Mucorales, Radiomycetaceae.